CGACGAUCUUGAUAAGGCUGGCAUGCACCUGCGAUUACGACAGCAAUCUGGCAAUCUGUUCCGCACGUGCGCUAGCCUCUAUACCCUUGUGCACUAUACGCAGGACCUCACCUCUCACGUUGGCCCCUUGUCGAUCUGAGCCCCUUUGAAACACGCGUAAGCCGCCAGAAGGACUGAGCACAGCAUCCUUCUGAUCACAGCAUCCUCCUCCACCUCCCCUACCCUACAAGGUUGUUCUCCAGCAAACCCCCUCUUCCCAUCUUCACGCGUCUGCCUCUUGCCACCCGUCGACUAAGAAUUGUCCGCGACGUUGAAGAAGCAAGAGCCCCAGCAAACUAUAGUCGUCUCCCGCCCGCGUACUAUAUACGACGCUACACACGCUACAAACGCCUCGCACAUCAUGACAAACUCAUUGGAGUCCACGCGCCCCAUGCUAGCCAACUCGACUGGCAACCGCGUCUCGACCCGCAUGUCUACCUACAGCGCCGCCCCGACUCUCGCACCCUCCAUCGCGCCUUCACACACUUCCGACGCCUCGUCCAUGUCGGGCGACCCCAAGUCCCAGGACAUCAAGACGUGGAACGCCGGGUUCGAGCGCCUCGAGGACAAGCGCUUGGUGCAGCAACGCUAUGCGCUCAGCAAUGAGAAGAACGAGGACCUGAGCAAACUGGCGCUGGGCGCGAAGCUGGACCGCGCACUCUCGCGUCGCAUGUCCGGCCAAGACGCCGUCUUCCGGCCAAAGGUGCUCAGCGAGAAGAAACUGCAGACAUAA
Molecule: messenger RNA, 772 nt
Organism: Dothidotthia symphoricarpi CBS 119687
Lineage: Eukaryota; Fungi; Ascomycota; Dothideomycetes; Pleosporales; Dothidotthiaceae
Exons: 2
Coding region: 401-772 (123 amino acids)
Source: RefSeq, a predicted model, not a curated record